AUGGCGGUAGGAAAGAACAAGAGACUGUCAAAGGGCAAGAAGGGUCUCAAGAAGAAGACCCAGGAUCCCUUCGCCCGCAAGGACUGGUACUCGAUCAAGGCCCCUUCUCCCUUCAACAUCCGAGAUGUCGGAAAGACCCUGGUGAACCGAACCACCGGUUUGAAGAACGCAAACGAUGCUUUGAAGGGUCGGAUCGUCGAGGUUUCGCUGGCCGAUCUGCAGAAGGAUGAGGACCACGCUUUCCGCAAGGUCAAGCUAAGAGUGGACGAGGUCCAGGGCAAGAACUGCCUGACCAACUUCCACGGACUGGACUUCACCUCAGACAAGCUGCGAUCCCUGGUACGCAAGUGGCAGUCCCUGAUCGAGGCCAACGUCACCGUCAAGACCACCGACGAUUACCUGCUCCGCCUCUUCGCCAUCGCCUUCACCAAGCGCCGGCCCAAUCAGGUCAAGAAGACCACCUACGCCGCCUCCUCCCAGAUUCGCGCCAUCCGCAAGAAGAUGGUCGAGAUUAUCCAGCGCGAGGCCGCUGGCAGCACCCUGCAACAGCUGACCUCAAAGCUGAUCCCCGAGGUCAUUGGCCGUGAGAUCGAGAAGUCGACCCAGGGCAUCUACCCUCUCCAGAACGUCCACAUCCGCAAGGUCAAGCUCCUGAAGGCACCCAAGUUCGAUCUCGGUGCCCUGAUGACCCUACACGGCGAGUCUACGACGAACGAGGAGGGUCAGAAGGUUGAGCGGGAGUUCAAGGAGCGGGUCCUUGAGGAGGUCUAA
Molecule: messenger RNA, 771 nt
Organism: Anthostomella pinea
Lineage: Eukaryota; Fungi; Ascomycota; Sordariomycetes; Xylariales; Xylariaceae
Source: the annotation of a GenBank genome assembly